AUGAUAGCACCAGCAGAAAUUAUUGUUCCUAAACUGAGUAAAGAAUUGUAUUUAUGUUCUCUAAGACCAGCACUAAAAGAUCUUUUACUGCGCAGAAUAAAACCGUUAAAAGAAGAAAAGGAAGAAAAAGAUUCAGAUGAAUUUAUUAUCAAAGCAGAAAAUGAUUCAUUUAAUAUAAUUAAUUCAAAUAAUUAUAAAAAAGAUGAAGAAAAAGAAAACGAAGAAUCGAAUGCUAAAAUAAUAUUAAUUAAUGAUGAAUGGCCGAAUAUUUCUAAAUUUAACGUUGAUAAAUAUUUUAAAAUUUUAAAUAAAUCGAGAAAUUAUUCUUUAAAUUAUGAAUUUGAGUUUGGAUCAAUUGUAUUAUAUGGUGAAGUUGUAACAAGUACUCAAACAUUGCUUGAUAAAAAUGUAAAAUUAACCCAAAAAUUACCCAAUGGAUUUGUUACAUUAGCUGCACAACAAGUUGAAGGACGUGGUCGUGGUAAAAAUACAUGGAUAUCACCUCCGGGAUGUUUACUAUUUUCAUUUGUCAUGAGACAUUCUCUAAAUAAUAAAGCAGCUCCAGUUGUGUUUAUACAAUAUCUUUUAUCAUUAGCUGUAGUAGAAGCUGUGAGAACAGAACCUUCAUAUAAGGAUAUUCCUUUAAGACUUAAAUGGCCAAAUGAUAUCUAUGUUGAAAAAUUUAAUGAUUCUUCAAAUUCACCAGAACUUGUCAAGAUCGGUGGAGUUCUUUUAAAUUCACAUGUCUUUGAAAAUGAAUUCUUGCUUAUUGCAGGAUGUGGUGAAGAAUUGUUGGCAUCAAUUCUGGUGAAAUUUGAAUUAUUUUAUAAAGAAUUUUGUGAAAAUGGACGUGGAUUUGAACCAUUCUUUGAUAUUUAUUACAAGAGAUGGUUACAUAGGUAA
Molecule: messenger RNA, 903 nt
Organism: Diversispora eburnea
Lineage: Eukaryota; Fungi; Glomeromycota; Glomeromycetes; Diversisporales; Diversisporaceae
Source: the annotation of a GenBank genome assembly